AUGUCUAAAGCAAUAACACAGAAUCGAAACGAAUCAGAAUUCAACGGUAAACGAGACAAAAUUAGCAGAUCUACAGAAGAAUUAAACAGCAUAGAGGGAGAUCUAAACCUAACUGAAUCCGAAUUCAACCAGAACAAUUCGCUUGUUAAUCUCACGAAGCCAUCAAGUGAUAGCGAACUAAUUGAGAGCAGCAUUUUAAUGAUAGCCAAUGCCAAUUUGAAAUGGCAAAAGAAUUUCGAAGAGCUUUGUCUAGCUGUUGACCGACUACAACUACAAUCUAGUAAAGGGUGGACAAGCCCGGGAGGUUACUGUAAACUGUUCGAAAGCGGGGAAGUCUCGAUACGUUGGUAUUCGAAUAGUAAAACUUUGACG
Paramuricea clavata is the source of this 372-nucleotide messenger RNA. Lineage: Eukaryota; Metazoa; Cnidaria; Anthozoa; Malacalcyonacea; Plexauridae. The record is from the annotation of a GenBank genome assembly.